CGCGCCACCGCGCGGCGUGGGCGGCCGUGUGCCCACGUCAAGACGUGCGUGGAUAGCAGCAGCUAGAGAUGAUUCCGCGAGAGCGAGUGCAAGGAAGCGUCCGUGUCGUCUGAGCCGAUGGAUCGUGUCGACAUGUCCGGAUAAGACCCGGGCGCCGUAGUAGUACGUGAUCAAUUGCAGCUGCUCGACGCCGUGAGACGGCCGUGCGUGCGUCGGCGGGUCGCCCCGUCUCCGUCCGACCAACCAACCGCGGUCGGCCAGCUCUUCGUCCACUCAAGGGCUGGUUCAAGAUGGGGGCACGAGCAUGGCGGAGGACACAUCAGCAGUCGAUGGCUGGAGUCUUAUCCGCGGGUUUGUACUGCUGACCGUGCUUAUCUGGAUGCUGACUUGUUAAUUAAAAAAGGUCAUUAAUGCUCCCUACUGGUCGUUGGAUAGCCAUGAAAAAUUUCCAUGUUACUAAUUUGGCUUUUCCUGGUUAAAUAAUAUCUGACGUGGCGCCUUGAUUCGACGCGCCACGAAUGAUCGAUGAUCAUUUGAUCACAACCUGAUAACCGCAAGUUCGCAACAAGUACUUUUCAGUUUUACAAACAGUUUCUCUGUUUCUGUUCCCGCGCCGGCUAUAAAAGCGCCAAGCUUUUUGGGACGCUGCAGCUGGAGAAGACGAGAACGCAAAACCAAUCAGUCGUCGUCGAACGCGGCGGGCGGAAGAGGCGAAUCGCGUAACGAUUUUUGUUAAAUUUGUAACCGGCCAUGGAUCCGAGGCGCAGCCACUGGGAGAGCUCGUCGGAGGACGUGACGAGGCCGCUGCUCCCGCUGCACGACGACGACGGCGCGGCGGGCCGGCGCUCCUGCGCCGCGCUGAGGUCGCUGCUCGCCAACAAGUACCUGGCGGUCGCGUCGGGCCCCGUGGCGUGCGCGCUGAUCUGCGGCCUCGUCGACCUCGGCGGCCACCGCGCCGCGCGCAACAUGCUCGGGGUGCUCGCCUGGGUGUUCCUGUGGUGGAUUACCGACGCCGUGCCGCUCGCCGUCGCGUCCAUGGCGCCGCUGUUCCUCUUCCCCGUGUUCGGCAUCUCCUCCUCCGACGCCGUCGCCAAGGCCUACAUGGACGACGUCAUCUCCCUCGUCCUCGGCAGCUUCAUCCUCGCGCUCGCCAUCGAGCACUACAACAUCCACCGCCGCCUCGCUCUCAACAUCACGUCGCUGUUCUGCGGCGACCCGGUGAAGCCGCCGCUGCUGCUGCUGGGAAUCUGCGGCACCACCAUGUUCAUCAGCAUGUGGAUCCACAACACACCGUGCACCGUGAUGAUGAUGCCGGUGGCGACGGGGAUCCUGCAGCGGUUCCCGCGCGUCGACGGGGCGUCGUCCUCGGCGAGCAGCGCCGCGGACGCGCGGGAGGUGCAGCGGUUCUCCAAGGCGGUGGUGCUCGGCGUCGUGUACGCGUCGGCGAUCGGCGGGAUGGCGACGCUGACGGGCACCGGCGUGAACAUCAUCCUGGUGGGGAUGUGGUCCACCUACUUCCCGGAGCAGCCGCCCAUCACCUUCAGCUCGUGGAUGUCGUUCGGGCUCCCAUUGGCGCUCGUCCUCUUCGUCGCGCUCUGGGCCACGCUCUGCGUCCUGUACUGCUCCAAGAACACCGGGAGGGCGCUCUCAGCUUACCUGGACAGGAGCCAUCUCAGGAGGGAGCUCAGCUUGCUUGGUCCUAUGGCUUUUGCAGAGAAGAUGGUUCUAGCCGUUUUUGGGGGUUUGAUUGUCCUAUGGAUGACGAGGAGCCUGACAGAUGAUAUUCCUGGGUGGGGAUCACUCUUCCACGGCGAAGUUGGGGAUGGAACUGUCACUAUCAUGAUGGCGACGCUGCUGUUCAUAAUCCCGAGCGGCAAGAACGACGGCGAGAAGCUCAUGGACUGGGGCAAGUGCCGGAGGCUGCAGUGGAACAUCAUCCUCCUCCUCGGCGCCGGCUUCGCCAUCGCCGACGGCUUCAGGGCGAGCGGCCUGACCGACAUCCUCUCCGAGGGGCUCGGCUUCCUCCGCGGCGCGCCGGCGCUGGCCAUCGCGCCCGUGGCGUGCGUCUUCAGCGGCGCCAUCACCGAGUUCACCUCCGACGACGCGACCGCCACGCUGGUGCUCCCGCUGCUCGCCGAGCUGGGCAAGUCCAUCGGCGUGCACCCGCUCCUCCUCAUGGUCCCCGGCGCCGUCGGCGCGCAGCUGUCCUACCUGCUGCCCACCGGCUCGCCGGGCAACGUCGUCGGCUUCAGCACGGGCUACAUCAGCAUCAAGGACAUGGUGAUCGCCGGAACGCCCCUGAAAAUUGUCGGGGUUGCAGCUCUCACCAUCCUACUGCCAACGUUAGGAUCCGUCGUUUUUGGCAUGGAUCAGAAGCUAUAGAAACUUUAGUCAAAGUUCAAUUGGAUGUUUUUUGAAUAUUUCAAUUUGUAGGCUGUAGGUUAUUACGUGGAUAAUAUAGUAGUAAGUUGCAUAGGUUGUAUUGUUGUACAGCGUGUAGUCAAUCCCAUUGUCUUGCCUCAUGAAAAACAUGGGGUCAUAUUCUUUGAGUCAAUAUAGGUUGUAUUUGUAUUGAGUUGUUCCAUGUUAAUAUAUCUUUCGACAUCGUAGCCCCAUGUUGACAUUUUGAUCUA
This is a messenger RNA of Oryza sativa Japonica Group (Japanese rice), 2633 nucleotides long. Its product is annotated as tonoplast dicarboxylate transporter. Gene Ontology annotation, biological process: transmembrane transport. The record is from RefSeq and is a predicted model, not a curated record. Gene Ontology annotation, molecular function: transmembrane transporter activity. Gene Ontology annotation, cellular component: membrane. NCBI's taxonomy places the organism in Eukaryota, Viridiplantae, Streptophyta, Magnoliopsida, Poales, Poaceae.